AUGGGUUUCCAGCAAAGGAGAAGAGAGAUGAAAUCCCGAAGAGUUCCAGAGACAUCAGGACAUCAGGACCAGCACAAGGACAAGAGGAGACAUUGCACUGACAGACUGUACAAGGACCUGAACUGUGACAACAACUGUGACUUGGACAUCAUCACCAGGAGACUCACAAGAAGUGAAGAUCAGCGGAUGAAGAUUAGGACCGUCUUGUUGCAGGAAUCAGUGACAUUUGAGGACGUGGCUGUGUACUUUACCCAAAAGGAAUGGGAAGGCCUGACCCCAGCUCAGAGGGCUCUAUAUAGAGAUGUGAUGCUGGAGAAUUAUGGAAAUCUGGUCUCUCUGGCAGCAUUUCUGUUUCCUAAACCUGCUGUAAUCUCUCAGCUAGAGCAAGGUGGAAAGCCUUGGAUUCAGGAUCCACAGAGACCUCUAGACAGAAAGAACACCUAUAAAGGGUGUCCAUUUCUGAAACCUUCUGUGAUCUCCCAGCUAAAACGAGAAGAGUCAGGGGCCCUUGAUGUUCAGGGGUGUCUGAACAAAGGGGAUCUGCAAAGCAACAAUAAUGAUGGUGAGAUCAGGACUAAGAAUAAGGUGUUGACUCCAAAGCAGGAAGUGUGUAUUAAAAUAAAUAAACACAUGGUGACAGUAGGACUCCAGGUGAAUGUUCCUCAGGAACCCAACUUUAAAGAAAUUAAUGAACUGCAGGAUAAGCUCAAGAAGCAACAAAGAAAUCCUAAAGAAGAAGGAAUGAGGAGAGAGGAAAGAGAUUUCACUAAAAUGACAAUCAAGGAUGAAAGAAUGGGAAGGAAAUGUCAGACAUAUAAAAAAUUAAGAGAAAAUGUUAGUGAAAUCUCACAUCUUGAAAUGCAUCAGAAAAUCUCCAAAAUAUUCUAUCAAUGUGAUGAUUGUGGCAAACAUUUCUAUCAAAGUUCAGAUUUUUUUCAACAUCAGAGACUUCAUUCUGUAGAGAAGCCUUAUGAAUGUAAGGAAUGUGGAAAAGCCUUCAGCUUUAAUUCAACAUUUGUUCAGCAUCAGAGAAUCCACACUGGGGAAAAGCCCUUUAAAUGCAAAGAAUGUGAAAAAGCUUUCAGGUGUAGUUCACAUUGUUCUGCACACCAAAGAAUUCACACUGGAGAGAAACCCUAUGAAUGUAAGGAAUGUGGGAAAGCCUUCAGCUUUAAUUCAACACUCAUUCAGCAUCAGAGAAUUCACACUGGAGAGAAGCCUUUCCAAUGUAAGGAAUGUGGGAAAGCCUUCAUUCAAAAAAUAACCUUUAUAAGGCAUCAACGAAUCCACACUGGGGAGAAACCUUUUGAAUGUAAAGAAUGUGGGAAGGCUUUCAGUUUGAACUCACAGCUUAUUCAUCAUCAGGCACUCCAUACUGGAGAGAAACCUUUUGAGUGUAAAGAGUGUGGGAAAGGCUUCAUUAGAAGUUCAUACCUUAUUCAGCAUCAGAGAAUUCACAUUGGGGAGAAAUUUUAUCAAUGUAAAGAAUGUGAAAAAUCAUUUAAACAGAAAGCAAGUUUAAAUCGGCACCAGAGAAUUCAUGCUUGGGGGAAAUCCCAUGAAUGUAAGGACUAUGGGAAAGGCUUCAGCAAGAAUUCAGAUUUGAGUCAUCAUCAGAGAUCUCAUUCUAGAAAGAAACCUUAUGAAUGCAAAGAAUGUGGAAAAGUCUUUAUUCGGAACUCAAAUUUUAUCCAACAUCAGAAAACCCACCCUGGGGAGAAACUUUUGAAUGUAAUUGUUGGUCUCUGUAUACCCCAAGUUCAAGUUAGCAGACCUUCCACUAUCUGGCCUCACUUAACCUCUCCACCUUUAUCUUCCACUCUUCCCCAAACUGAUUCCUCCAGUCCAUCCAGCCCACUCUCUUCACUGUCCUCCCCACAUACUAUUCACAUUCCUACUUCUGAGCCUUUACUAAUGCUGCUUCCCCAAAUGCCCUCACCUCUUCUCUCCCCCUUUAUUUGAAUCUAUCAGAAGUCUCAUAAAGUGUACCUCAACUACUCUGAGCUCACAAAGAUGUUCAUCUUCUAUUCUUUCUUAUUGCACUAUAUACACCCAGA
Messenger RNA from Gracilinanus agilis (Agile Gracile Mouse Opossum), 2057 nucleotides. It is a transcript of the gene ZNF662, whose product is annotated as zinc finger protein 662. The record is from RefSeq and is a predicted model, not a curated record. The transcript is spliced from 5 exons. Lineage: Eukaryota; Metazoa; Chordata; Mammalia; Didelphimorphia; Didelphidae. Gene Ontology annotation, biological process: negative regulation of transcription by RNA polymerase II. Gene Ontology annotation, molecular function: DNA-binding transcription repressor activity, RNA polymerase II-specific. Bases 1 to 1962 code for a protein of 653 amino acids.